CCUAACCUAAUCUCCUAAUAUUAUGCUUCUAUCCAAUUAUGCAUUAUACAUUAUGCACUAUGCACUAUGCAUUUAGACAUAUCCCGCAGGUGACUUCAACACUGGAGAAUUCCACACAUCAAUGAAUUAAUAAGAGCUCAUCUCAACCUAAAGUUUUAAAAUUCUGAAAUUGCAAGUCCUUUGAGCAAAUAUAUGUUAAUUCUCAUCAGCUGAAAGGGAAGAAGAUGGCGCCGUCGGGAACCUUUACUACGACGGUGCACCCUUUCGAAUCCCCAACAGCCCACGCCUGUGCUUAUGAAGUCGGCCUCGCCAACGCAAGAAAUGCUCUCGUAUUCGUCGGUGGGCUCGGUGAUGGACCUCACACAGUGCCAUAUCCCCGGGCGAUAGCUAAGCGUCUAGAAUCGGAACCUAACCUAAGCUAUUCUGUCUUUGAAUUCAGGCUGUCAAGCUCUUUCUUGGGCUUUGGCUUUGGUCGUCUAGCUAACGACGUAGCUGAUAUAUCGGCUCUCGUUAAGUAUCUGCGGAGUAUAGGAAAGGAACAUAUAGUCUUAUUAGGCCAUUCCACCGGAAGCCAGGAUUUAAUGGAGUAUACAUCGCCAUCCCAUAAUGCCGCGCCGGUUGAAGGGUACAUUCUUCAAGCACCAGUAUCGGAUCGCGGCGCGAUAGCGUCGGAGAUGGGUGAAUCUAAAUUAGAGGAAAGCCUCAAGAUUGCCAAACAGCUUAUCACUUCUGGUAAGGGCCACGAGCGUAUGCUGCCUGAAAACCUCUCAUCUUCCUUCCAUGAUACGCCGAUAUCUGCGUCGCGGUGGUACGCGCUUGGAGCAGCCGACGGCGAAGACAACUACUUUGAUCCCGGGCUCCCAGAUGACAUAGUUGGGCCUUACUGGAAGCGAGUAGAUAAGCCAAUCCUUAUACUUCACUCGGGGAAUGAUGAAUAUGUGCCAAGUUCCAUCGAUAAAGAUGCGCUUGUUCAGCACUGGAGGACACUUUGCCGGCCAGGCAUCGCGAGUGAACUCUCGGGUACGAUCCCGGGCGCCGGCCAUAGAGUAGAGGAGCCCGAGGCGGAAGAAUGGCUCGUCAACACGGUUGUUAAAUUUCUGCAAGAUAUUAAAUAAUUGAGAUUUCCGGUAACAUGAGUUCGGAUAGCUCAUUCUCAUCAUAAUUACUUCCCGUUAUCGAGGAAUAAAAUGGGAAAUUGAGCUAUCAGAUGAUGAUGAUUAUACGAAUCUGAAUCAGAUUUGACCCCUUCUAACGGAUUGCGGGCGCUAGUCUAAGCCGCGCUCGCUACUUCGAGGUCGGCGAUCGUACAGAGUUCGGACACAUCCUUUAGAUUGUCAUCGC
Molecule: messenger RNA, 1341 nt
Organism: Daldinia loculata
Lineage: Eukaryota; Fungi; Ascomycota; Sordariomycetes; Xylariales; Hypoxylaceae
Product: DUF1749-domain-containing protein
Exons: 2
Coding region: 225-1115 (296 amino acids)
Source: RefSeq, a predicted model, not a curated record